Molecule: messenger RNA, 489 nt
Organism: Rotaria socialis
Lineage: Eukaryota; Metazoa; Rotifera; Eurotatoria; Philodinida; Philodinidae
Source: the annotation of a GenBank genome assembly
AUGUCACAUGUCCAACCAAUAAAGCCACCACGUUAUUCAUCAACUUAUGAAGAUGGUACAUAUCAAUAUCGACAUGUUAUUUUGGAUAAGAGUACGUUAACAACAAUUCCAAAGACUCGUCUAAUGAACGAAUAUGAAUGGCGUGCAUUGGGAAUUCAGCAAGGACCGCAUUGGGAACAUUAUCUCAUUCAUAAACCUGAACCAUUUGUACUUAUGUUUCGUCGUUUAUUAAAAUAUCGUGCUGAAUUAAAUCCAGCCAUGCAACAACAAAAUACUCAUUUUCCCACGACACGAAUGCCGACUAGUUCAACAUUGAAUUUAUCAAUCAGCCAUCCACUUGGUGAUUCAACAAAUAUGAAAAAGAACAUGAUUAUCAAUGGUGGAUCUCGACUAGCUAUAAAUCAUUAUAAAACUAUGCAUGAUGCUAUGGAUGAAAGCAAUGAUGACUUACGAGAAUCCGACUUUGCUAGUCAUGAUUAUGAUGGAUAG